CAACUCUUUCCUAAUGUGGAUAAUUACAAACUGUGGAUCUGACUUUUCUCUGGAUUUCACUUUUUGAAUCCACUCCCGAGGUGACAGAAGAAGGAACCGGGGCUCUCACCUGCACACCGGGGUCUUCCUCUUCCUCUCCCCGUCGGACCCGCGGCCUCCCCCGGCCUCGCCUCGCGGUCCUUCCGCCUCCUCCGGGAGCAUGAUGUCUUAUCUCAAGCAGGCCCCGUACGGGAUGAGCGGACUGGGCCUGAGCGGAGCCGCCAUGGACCUGCUGCACCCGUCCGUGGGCUACCCCGGGCACCCGCGCAAGCAGCGGCGGGAGCGCACCACGUUCACGCGCACGCAGCUGGACAUCCUGGAGUCUCUGUUCGCCAAGACGCGCUAUCCGGACAUCUUCAUGAGGGAGGAGGUGGCGCUGAAGAUCAACCUGCCCGAGUCCCGAGUGCAGGUGUGGUUUAAGAACAGACGAGCCAAAUGUCGGCAGCAGCAGCAGAGCAGCAACAGCUCCAAGGUCAAACCCCUGAAGAAGAAGUCGUCUCCCACCAGAGAGAGCACUGGUUCUGAGAGCAGCGGCCAGUACACGCCACCGCCCCCGGUGUCCACCACCUCCUCCGCCUCCUCCGCCUCCUCGUCCUCCUCCGUCUCCUCCGGUCUCAGCGGUCCCGGUCUCCUCAGCACCUCUUCCUCCGUCACCGCCCCGGUGUCCUCCAUCUGGAGCCCGGCGCCCAUCUCCCCGGCCCCGGCCCUGGCCACGCUCCCCGACCCGGCCGCCCCCCCCACCAGCGCCUCCUGCAUGCAGCGCUCCGGGACGUCCUCCGGGGGGGCGCCGUCCUACCCGGUGUCCUACGGCCAGACGGCGGCGGCGUACAGCCAGGGCUACCCGGCCUCGGCGUCGGGCUCCUACUUCGGGGGGGUGGAGUGCGGCUCCUACCUGUCGCCCAUGCACUCCCACCACCACCACCCGCACCACCCCCACCAGCUCAGCCCCAUGACGGGCAGCUCCAUGUCGGGACACCCCCACCACCACAUCGGCCAGACGUCAGGGCACCACCACCAUCACCACCACCCCCCGCACCACCAGGCCUACAGCGCGCCCGGCCUGGCCUUCAACUCCACAGACGCUCUGGAUUACAAAGAGCAGGCGGCCUCGUCGGCCUGGAAGCUCAACUUCAACGCCUCCGACUGUUUGGACUACAAGGACCAGGCCUCCUGGCGCUUCCAGGUGCUGUGACUCCUCCCCCUCCGCUUCUUCUUCUGCGCUUUGAAACCAGUGCUCGGCAAACUAACACUAGAGGCAUUUAACAUGAGGUGUGUCUGUGACCGAGCUGGGAGCUCCUCCACCAGGAUUACUUUCCUCUUCCAGAACUCGAGACACUUGUAGAACUUCAGAUCGUCUCGGUUUGUCUGAAGGAGAAAGAAAAGCAUCGGUUCAGAUCCCGGGAGCAAGAGAACCAGGAGUGAGACUCAGGUUCGGACACGAUGCUGCUUCUCACGUCUCGUCCAGGCCGCGGGGGGGGGACUGAUCACAGCACUUGUUUGUGAGCUGAAGACUUUUUACUAUUUGUUCUUUUCAGAAAGAGAGAAAAUAAAAAAUGUGAAUGAGAUUAUUCCUCUGUUGACAGAUGUACACGUUUGUGUCUUUAUAAUAAAAUCUUGUUAAAACAUGAGCCGACCAAUAAAAGACAAGUUUGAUUCAACUGAA
Platichthys flesus (European flounder) is the source of this 1702-nucleotide messenger RNA. Its product is annotated as homeobox protein OTX1 B-like. Gene Ontology annotation, cellular component: nucleus. Gene Ontology annotation, biological process: regulation of transcription by RNA polymerase II; multicellular organism development. Gene Ontology annotation, molecular function: DNA-binding transcription factor activity, RNA polymerase II-specific; RNA polymerase II cis-regulatory region sequence-specific DNA binding. Lineage: Eukaryota; Metazoa; Chordata; Actinopteri; Pleuronectiformes; Pleuronectidae. Bases 200 to 1231 code for a protein of 343 amino acids. The record is from RefSeq and is a predicted model, not a curated record. The transcript has 4 exons.